CUCUGGCCCGCCGCCUCCGCCACCGCUCUGUGCCCGCAACCCGCCGCAGCGCUGCGGGCCAUGGACCUGCCCAGGGGCCUCGUGGUGGCCUGGGCGCUCAGCCUGUGGCCAGGGUUCACGGACACCUUCAACAUGGACACCAGGAAGCCCCGGGUCAUCACGGGCUCCAGGACCGCUUUCUUUGGCUACACAGUGCAGCAGCAUGACAUCAGUGGCAAGAAGUGGCUAGUCGUGGGUGCCCCUUUGGAAACCAAUGGCCAGCAGAAGACAGGAGAUGUAUACAAGUGUCCUGUGAUCCAGGGGAACUGCACCAAGCUCAACCUGGGAAGGGUCACCCUGUCCAACGUGUCCGAGCGGAAGGACAACAUGCGCCUCGGGCUGAGCCUCGCCACCAACCCCAAGGACAACAGCUUCCUGGCCUGCAGCCCCCUCUGGUCUCACGAGUGUGGAAGCUCCUACUACACCACAGGGAUGUGUUCACGAGUCAACUCCAAUUUCCGCUUCUCCAAGACCGUGGCCCCAGCUCUCCAAAGGUGCCAGACCUACAUGGACAUCGUCAUUGUCCUGGACGGCUCCAACAGCAUCUACCCCUGGGUGGAGGUUCAGCACUUUCUCAUUAACAUCCUGAAGAAAUUUUAUAUUGGUCCAGGGCAGAUCCAGGUUGGAGUUGUGCAGUAUGGAGAAGAUGUGGUCCAUGAAUUUCACCUCAAUGACUACAGGUCUGUAAAGGAUGUAGUGGAAGCUGCCAGCCACAUUGAGCAGAGAGGAGGAACAGAGACUCGGACUGCAUUUGGCAUUGAAUUUGCUCGAUCAGAAGCUUUCCAGAAAGGCGGAAGGAAAGGGGCCAAGAAGGUGAUGAUCGUCAUCACAGAUGGGGAGUCCCAUGACAGCCCGGACCUGGAGAAGGUCAUCCAGCAAAGUGAGAGGGACAACGUGACCAGAUAUGCUGUGGCUGUCCUGGGCUACUACAACCGCAGGGGGAUCAAUCCAGAAACUUUUCUAAAUGAAAUAAAAUACAUCGCCAGCGACCCUGAUGACAAGCACUUCUUCAACGUCACUGACGAGGCAGCCCUGAAGGACAUUGUUGAUGCCCUGGGGGACAGGAUCUUCAGCCUGGAAGGAACCAACAAGAACGAGACCUCCUUUGGGCUGGAGAUGUCACAGACAGGCUUCUCCUCACAUGUGGUAGAGGAUGGGAUUCUGCUGGGAGCCGUUGGCGCCUAUGACUGGAAUGGAGCCGUGCUGAAGGAGACGAGCAGCGGCAAGAUCAUUCCGCUCCGCGAGUCCUACCUGAAGGAGUUCCCGGAGGAGCUCAAGAACCACGGCGCCUACCUCGGGUACACAGUGACGUCGGUCGUGUCCUCCAGGCAGGGGCGGGUGUAUGUGGCCGGAGCCCCCCGGUUCAACCACACGGGCAAAGUCAUCCUGUUCACCAUGCACAACAAUAGGAGCCUCACCAUCCACCAGGCUCUCCGGGGCGAGCAGAUAGGCUCUUACUUCGGGAGUGAGAUCACCUCAGUGGACAUCGACGACGACGGCGUGACUGACGUCCUGCUGGUGGGGGCACCCAUGUACUUCAGCGAGGGCCGCGAGCGGGGCAAAGUGUAUGUCUACAUCCUGAGACAGAACCGGUUUGUUUAUAAUGGAACACUGAAGGAUUCCCAGAGUUACCAGAAUGCCCGAUUUGGGUCGUCCAUCGCCUCUGUUAGAGACCUCAACCAAGAUUCCUACAAUGACGUGGUGGUGGGAGCCCCACUAGAAGACAAUCAUGGAGGCGCCAUCUACAUCUUCCAUGGCUUCCAAGGCGGCAUCCUGAAGAUGCCCAAGCAGAGAGUGGCGGCUUCAGAGCUGGCUCCCGGCCUCCAGUACUUUGGCUGCAGCAUCCAUGGGCAGUUGGACCUCAAUGACGACGGGCUGGUGGACCUGGCGGUGGGCGCCCUUGGCAAUGCUGUGAUUCUGUGGUCCCGGCCUGUGGUCCAGAUCAACGCCAGCCUCCACUUUGAGCCAUCGAAGAUCAACAUCUUCCACAAGGACUGCAAGCGCAAUGGCAGGGAUGCCACCUGCCUGGCCGCCUUCCUCUGCUUCAAGCCCGUGUUCCUGGCACCCUAUUUCCAAACUGCAACUGUUGGUAUCAGGUACAACGCCACCAUGGAUGAGAGGCGGUAUAUGCCACGGGCCCAUCUGGAUGAGGGUGGGGACCAGUUCACCAACAGGGCUGUUCUGCUCUCCUCUGGCCAGGAGCACUGUCAGCGGAUCAACUUCCAUGUCCUGGACACCGCUGACUAUGUGAAGCCAGUGACCUUCUCAGUAGAGUAUUCCCUGGAGGACCCCGAUCACGGCCCCAUGCUGGACGACGGCUGGCCCACCACACUCAGAGUCUCGGUGCCCUUCUGGAAUGGCUGCAAUGAAGACGAACACUGUGUCCCUGACCUUGUGCUGGAUGCUCGGAGUGACCUGCCCACAGCCAUGGAGUACUGCCAGCGGGUGCUGAGGAAGCCUGUGCAGGACUGCUCCAAGUACACCCUGUCCUUCGACACCACCGUCUUCAUCAUUGAGAGCACGCGCCGGCGGGUGGCCGUGGAGGCCAUGCUGGAAAACAGGGGGGAGAAUGCCUACAGCACGGUGCUCAACAUCUCGCAGUCAGCAAACCUGCAGUUCGCCAGCCUGAUCCAGAAGGACGACUCCGACAGCAGCAUCGAGUGCGUGAACGAGGAGAGGAGACUACACAAGAAAGUCUGCAAUGUCAGCUACCCCUUCUUCAAGGCCAAGGCCAAGGUGGCUUUCCGUCUGGAUUUCGAAUUCAGCAAGUCCCUCUUCCUGCACCACCUGGAGAUCCAGCUCAGCUCAGGCAGUGACAGUGACGAGCAGGACAGCACCAAGGAAGACAACGCGGCCCUGAUGCGCUUCCACCUCAAAUACGAGGCCGACGUCCUCUUCACCAGGAGCAGCAGCCUGAGCCACUAUGAGGUCAAAGCCAAUAGCUCGCUGGAGAGCUAUGACGGCACUGGGCCUCCCUUCAACUGUGUGUUCAAGAUUCAGAACCUGGGCUUCUUCCCCAUCCACGGGGUGAUGAUGAAGAUCACCGUUCCCGUCGCCACCAGGGGUGGCAACCGCCUGCUGAUGCUGAGGGACUUCCUCACCGACCAGGCAAACACGUCCUGUAACAUCUGGGGGAACAGCACGGAGUACCGGCCAGUUCCAACAGAGGAGGACUUGAGUGGUACCCCACAACUGAAUCACAGCAACUCCGACGUGGUCUCCAUCAACUGCAAUGUGCGGCUGGCCCCCAACCAGGAAAUCAACUUCCAUCUGCUGGGGAACCUGUGGCUGAGGUCCCUCAAAGCACUCAAGUACAGGUCUGUGAAGAUCAUGGUCAACGCAGCCUUGCAAAGGCAGUUCCACAGUCCCUUCAUCUUCCGUGAGGAGGACCCCAGUCGUCAGGUCACGUUUGAGAUCUCCAAGCAGGAGGACUCACAGAUCCCCAUCUGGAUCAUCGUGGGCAGCACACUGGGAGGCCUCCUGUUACUGGCCCUGCUCGUCCUGGCGCUCUGGAAGCUUGGCUUCUUUAAAAGUGCCAAGCGCAAGAGAGAGCCUGGCCUGGACCCCAGCCCCAAAGUGAUGGAGUGAGGCUCCAGAGGAGGCUUCGAGUUGACAGGGGCCGGACACCAGUGCAGGGGGUGUGUGAGCCCAGGCCUGUGGCCCACGGAGCUGGAGCGGAGAGGACGCCAGCUGGCUUUGCACUUGACCUCAUCUCCUAAGCGAUGGCGCCUACUCCUGGGAUGGAACUCAAGCGGUGCUAAGAAGAAUCGCCCUGCGGGAAGCUGGGACACCUCCAGUUCAGCUCCCCAGGGAUUUGAAGGGAGUGAGGCCCACCCAAGGCCUCCCCCAGGCUCCAUGGAGUGAUUUGCUGCCCCAGCCAUCACGGUGCUAGGAAUUCACAAUCACACCCACCUCCGAGAGACCGCGGAGGAAGACUGUAAAUACAAACCCCUUCUGCCCACCCUACCUGGGCCUCUACUUCCAAAAGGAACCCACAGCACAGCAGACCCAAAUUCUGUGAGGCCCUGCCACCCCUCACCCAAGCAGCUGGCUCCCAAGUCACACCACCCCCUUCCCCAUAGAUAGGCCUCAAAGUUCUCCAUGAAUGAACAUGAACCCCAAAGCUUGAAGACAGCAGCUGCAGGCCAGGGAUAAAGAUUCUGGGGUGAGGAAGCUGUGCCAGAUGGGCAGGAGGGACCCAGGACGCUGGGCGACAUCAGGAGGCAGUCAGGUCUUCCAUCACGUGUGUCACAGUGCCACCCCAAGCUGCCAGCCUCUCGGCCUUCCCGCCUCCUGGCUGCCUCUGCCCGGCUGCUUUUGUUCCUAGGUACCUCGUGGGAAGCUUGUGGAUGACGCAAUUCCUUGGGCUCCUGUUUCCACUUGUCUUCCAGCUGCAGCUGCAGCCCAGUAGAGGGGGAAGAGGAGCGCUCCUCCCUGCCUCGCCCUCCCUACACACACACACACACACACACACACACACACACACACACACACACACGGCCUCCCACCCCUCCAGUCUCCCACCACUGCAGGGGAGAAGGGCUCGGCUGGUGCUAUUGAGGGGUCCUCUCUGGAAUGCACUGAAUAAAACUCGUGCAAGGACCCUCAGGGCCUGUGCAGCCUCAUUGGCAAACAUCUUACCCGCAGACCCACUGGACAAGUGAUAGACCCACGAUGGCAUCCCAAGGACAAGGGGCAUGCCAGGUGCCCAGCAGAGUAAUUUAUGCCUUAACUUUUUUCGAGGUAGAAAUAAAAGAGGGACACAUCAAAGGCACCUGCUCCCUUGUGCAUAGUGUGACCUUGACUGUCAACAUUUUUAAGAAAUUUAAAAUGUAUUUAAAAACAACCACGGCACUGACAUUGCAUUCUGUGGCAGUGUGUCCUGGUGAGCCACACCCUGCUUUAAAGAGGAGGAGGGAGACAGACGGCUCCUGCUUCCUUCACAAGCUAAGUGUGAAAAUGGGCUUGCCCACAGCAGGCUCCCUGCAGCAUGCCUUCCAAGGGCUGCCUGGCCUCUCUGCAUGAUGGUUCCAUGGUGGGGCACUGCCAGGGAUCCUUCCUCCCUCCCAAGAUCACCCACUAUCCAUCUUUGGCUAGGGUGGAUGGUUGGACCCAGAUGUUUCAUGUAGCACCUGCCCCUUAGUCCCCACUCUCCUCCCGGGACUGCCAGGACUCCCAGCCCUCCCCAGCAUGUGAAGUUCCUUCACACACAGGCUGUUCUUAAACCAAGGUGUCUCCAUUCUAUUCUUGCAUCAUUCACUCCCUGGAAUCCCAACAAGUAGAACCUUAGAAAUUACUUCCUCUUAGCUGAGGACACUCAGAACCAGAGAAGAGACAGCCCUAGGUUCCAAAACAGUAUCAAGAUAGAACUCGGGAAGGCUAGCUGCCCAGCCACUCACCCUAGCCCAGCCUCAGGAAGGCCAGAUAAGGAACAAGUGGUGAAAAUAAAACCUGAAUAGCAAAUACCAUU
Molecule: messenger RNA, 5509 nt
Organism: Sciurus carolinensis (gray squirrel)
Lineage: Eukaryota; Metazoa; Chordata; Mammalia; Rodentia; Sciuridae
Gene: Itga11
Product: integrin subunit alpha 11
Exons: 30
Coding region: 61-3627 (1188 amino acids)
Biological process (GO): cell adhesion mediated by integrin; integrin-mediated signaling pathway; cell-cell adhesion
Cellular component (GO): external side of plasma membrane; integrin complex
Molecular function (GO): integrin binding
Source: RefSeq, a predicted model, not a curated record